Molecule: messenger RNA, 596 nt
Organism: Racocetra persica
Lineage: Eukaryota; Fungi; Glomeromycota; Glomeromycetes; Diversisporales; Gigasporaceae
Source: the annotation of a GenBank genome assembly
AUGUCUACAAAACGUAAAAGUUAUAUAGUUAAACAAAAGCUUGAAAUUAUUUCAAAAGCAAAAGAAAUGUCUAAUAAAGCAGCAGCACAAAUAUUUGGUAUUGAUCAUUUUCAAGUAUCCAGUUCUGAAAAGAAAGCUGUAUAUCCUCUUGCAGAGGAGACGUUAAAUAAAUGGAUUGUUCAAUUACAACAAGAUAGUCUUGCAGUAAUAUUGUCUACAAUAAAGCUUAAAAUAAAAGAGCUUUUUAGAACUAGAUUUCAACAAGACUACCCUAAUGCUUUAGAAACUUUCAAAGCUUCAAAUUCUUGGCAGAAACUUCCUCAUGAAUUAUCUAAACAAUUAGAUCAGUUUUAUGAAUUUAUCAAAAAGUUACAACAUAUAAAUAACUAUAAGUUAUCCUGUAUAGCAAACAUGGAUGAAAUGUCUAUUUACUUUGAUAUAGUUGGCAAUCUUACUGUAGAUUACUAUUCAGCAAAAACAGUUCAAAUAAGAACUACAGACAAUGAAAAAACCAGUUUACGUGUGUUCUUGCAAUCUUGGCUGAUGGAGUUAAACUCCUCUUAUGGUAAUUUUCAAAGGCAAAAGACUUUCCUGAG